This is a messenger RNA of Phytophthora nicotianae INRA-310, 1665 nucleotides long. RefSeq lists its product as hypothetical. The record is from RefSeq and is a predicted model, not a curated record. Lineage: Eukaryota; Oomycota; Peronosporomycetes; Peronosporales; Peronosporaceae. The transcript has a single exon. The coding region runs from base 1 to 336 and encodes 111 amino acids.
AUGUUGGUGGAUGGCGAGCAAGUGGCUGGAGGCGAUUUGGCAACACCUCGGGAAAAAGAAUCUGAUACGGAGCUGAAUCGCACACGUUUGGCUGGUGGAGAUUGUAGCGCCCUUGGCGACCUGAUUCCUUGUCUGCUGCAGCGCACGCGUGUUCGGAAGCGCCGCGCGUGUUCUCAGCUACGCAGAGAGAAAGCUCGAGUGAGUGAGAGACAUCGAGGCCAUGCAGCGAGCACGGGUAACGACGGCGGCUGCGUCGCGGGAGUACCCAUCUUUGUGGGCAAAGAAGAGGACUGCCAGGAAGAUUCGCGAAGGCUCGGCUCGAGUUCUCCUCCAUGAGUUGCGAUACUUUUCGCGCCGUCCCUGCUUGCUGCGGAGCCCGUCCCGCUUGCUACACUGCGCCUGAUUUGCUGUGGACGUCUCCAUUUUCAUCUCAGGGUGUCAAACUUUGGUGCCGCUUUGAGUCAAAGAGGCAACACACAAAUUGCUGGUGGCCAAGCGAUCCGAAACGUCCCCCUGCAGAAAUGCAAAUCGCAAUUGCGAGUUGAAGUGCUUCGGCAGAGGCAGUUGCGUGAAAAUUAUCGUGUUUGACGUUAGAUGAGCUGCGAAUUGCCAGCUCGGUGAUCGAACUUUUCGGUGGCAACUAGUAGAAGAACGUAUCGCGCGUGGCGUGGCGCUCGAGGCCUCGGAAGCGGUCCUCCUUGCCUACGCGCCACAGGUAGAAGUCCAACUCGAGGGUUCCGAUGCGGCCAUUGCUCUCGGCUACGAUCUGAUCGCAUGCAACGACCGCAGCGGCGCGCAGCUCGCACUCUUCCUUCCCGGCAGGCAACUCCUCGCCGCGGUUAAUCCGAGCCUCCAAGCCCGCGUCGUACUGGUACAAAGCAAAGCGUGUUAAAUAAUGAGCAGAGAUCAAGAGCCAAUUGACAGCUCUUUACCUCAAGCACACCGAGAGCGUGGAGUACACACGGCAACACCUGAAUAAUGACAAACAAGUCAGCAAGGAUCUCGUGUCAUUACCACAUAACGUGAUCUUACGUUAUCGCUGAAAGCUGUGAGCUCGUUGAUGUCAGUGAAUGUCAGCUUAGGCUCGGAAUCCUGGAGAUCAUUGCAUAAGUCAGCUUAUGAGACGACGUUGAAGCAGUCGUGAGAUCUUAUACCUUGAAUCGACGGUGAAUGCACGCGACGGCGAGCUGGGCACGUUUGAGGAGAUACACUUUCUCGCCCUGGAUUUCGUAGUGGUCGUCAAAGCCCGGGAACGUCGACACGAAUUGAUCCACGAGGUACACUGCACUAGGACGGACAGACUCCUUCUCCUCUUGGUCAGCAGAGGUUUCUGGAGCGAGGUUGGCCAGGACGAACGCGCCGAAAUCUUCCAUCUUCAGGUCAAUCAGCUUCUGUCCGGACUCGUUCAGGAUCUAUAGUCGGCAACACCACCGACACAUUGACAGAGAUUAGUCUGCCAUGCUCAAUUUCGCACCGGAAGUGCGUCAAUGGCCCACCUUCUGAAGCAUCACAGCCAGAGGCUUCAAUGGUCCCUGUAUCCAUCCAGCAACCCCGAUGAUUAAUACUUGAUGAAAGAUCCUUAAUCUUUAAACGUAUGUGACCUACCGGCUUGGCCAUGUAGAUACCCGUAGAGACCUCCUCAUCCUUCUCCAGUGGGAUACUGAA